Vespa crabro (European hornet) is the source of this 4387-nucleotide messenger RNA. RefSeq names its product PDZ domain-containing RING finger protein 4-like (gene Slip1). Gene Ontology annotation, molecular function: protein binding. Lineage: Eukaryota; Metazoa; Arthropoda; Insecta; Hymenoptera; Vespidae. The transcript has 7 exons. Bases 537 to 3053 code for a protein of 838 amino acids. The record is from RefSeq and is a predicted model, not a curated record.
GGUGGCGGCGAUACGCAGUGGUGGGGAUACCGCGCGACUGUCGAGAGCACUCACGCUGGAGUCUCAGUCGACGCCGAGCCGUCACGCGCGUUGGCUUAGUUGCUUUGUUUCGUUUGUGAAAACAUUGUCGCGCGAACAUUCGACAAAACGUUUUUUCUCUUUAUCUUUUUCACUUUCUAUUUAUUAAUCAUUAUUUUCGAAUUAGAUCUACGAUCGCGAGGGUGCAUUGAUAAGAGUUUUCGGUGGAGCCUGAUUGGUUCACAUAGGUCCAGCGAUAAUGUUUGACUACUGUCUACGCGUUACUACUAUUUCCGGUGUCGCGUGAGUGUCGAUCGUAAGCGCUCGAAAGAUUUGUCGAGCGAGAAGAGGAAUGCCCUAAACGUGCGUUGCACACUUUUGUUUCUAUAUCUACCAUUGAAUUCAUCGGUACUCGUCGUCACCUUUAACCUUCCUUUACUCCUUCUACAUUGUACCAAGGAGGAUCCAUAGGACACGGGAUAAUCUUUCGAUUCGUCUUCUGCUUCUUCCUCUUCGACAUGGACUUCGUUAUACUUAAGGUGAACGGACAAGAUGUUUCUAACUCGAGUCACGAAGAUGCUGUACGUUGCUUUCAAUCGGCACAAGAACCCAUCAUCGUUGAGGUCCUUCGAAGGCAGCCCUCAUCUCAUCAGCAACAGAUCGUUCACACGCCAUCGAGGGAACACGAGAGAUCGAGUCACGGAAAGAACGAUGGAACGACGAAUGAGAAGGAAACGAGCGAGGACGAAUUCGGAAAAGAAAAUUCUUGUCCUUUGGUAUCGACUGCUGUUCAAACUGAUUGGGCUGGUUUGGUAGAGGAAGAAGAAUUAUUAUCGGUACCGCUUGGUACCGAAGAACACACCAACGACAGUUUCGAGGAUUUUCUUGCACAUGACAUAGACUUCGAGGAAGUAACGUUACGUAAAAGCGGAAGCGCAGAAAAGCUCGGUCUCACAGUCUGCUAUAGUUCUGGUUCCGGUAGCGAGGACGCCGACACCGAGGUUUAUAUUUCAGAAAUAGUUCCUGAAAGUUUAGCAGCCCGUGACGGCCGGUUACGGGAAGGUGACCAAAUCUUGCGAGUGAAUGGAAAAGAUGUAGCUAACAAAGAACAAACGGAAAAUUUAUUCGCCGAGACGAAGAACGCUGUGACUAUAUUAGUCAGUCGAUGUCUUUACCAGGAUGAUGAAUACGAUGAUAGGCGUAUUUAUCAACAGGGCUCACCGCCAUUGUCACCGGAAAAUUUGCCAGCCUAUCAGAACAGUAUGAUCGAGCAACUAAUACGACAACAACAACAUCAGCAACAACAAACGGAAGAACAUACCAAAGAAACGGAAGGGAAUUUUUCGACGUUGAAAGCUCCACCUCCUAUUCCAUCUCAUAUGCAACAACAGCAACAGCAACAACAACCACAAUCACCGCAGCAACAACAACAACAACAACAACAACAACAACAACAACAACAACAACAACAACAACAAUAUCAACAUCAAUUACCGACUCCGCAACAACAACAAACACCUUCAAUAUUUUCAACGACCUCAUCUUCCACGUGUUCUUCGCAAAACUCACAAAAAUCAGGUAAGAAUGCAACGUCUCCGGCUCACCACACGGAAGAUAGAAAGCAAUGGAUGCAGGACGCGUUAAAGGAUUGUUCGAAGAAAAUCGAAAACUUGUCAUUGCGAGGUCAGCAAAUAGUACCUUCUCAAACGACAAUAAAACUCGUCGAAGCGUAUUCCAGUCACGUAUGGAGCGAAACCGAACAUAUUUAUGAAACGAUACCCGAAUCUGAUAGCGAACCUAUCUAUUCCUCGCCUUACGAACAUCAACAUUGGACGACGCAGCAGUUACAGAUGAAUCAUGGAUCAAACUCUCAGCAGGUACAAAAUCAUGGGAAUCAAACAAAGCUCUGGCAUUCCUCCUCGAAAAGUAACAGUUCUGGCGAGGAAAAAGAUAGUUCGAGUGCUUAUAAUACAGGAGAAUCUUGUCACAGUAAUCCGUUAACAUUGGAACUUCAUCAGGGUGAGAGAGAUCAUCAUAAGAGCACUCUCGUUCUUUGCCCACCGAAAAGUACAAGUAGCCAACAUUUACAACAACAACAACAGCAACAGCAACAACAACAGCAGCAGCAGCAGCAACAGCAGCAACAACAACAACAACAACAGCAACAGAAAAUGGGUUGUAAUUGUCCUAUGCCGAUUAUGUCGAUGACGUCUGGUAAACAGGGUGGUAGGAGUCAAACUACGAGAAAGAGUUCGUCUCAUCAUAAGGAUCGAACAGAUUCCAGUGGGAGUACAUUACCUGCUGAUACUAUGUAUACGAAUGUAGCUAAUCUCCAACAAACUAUGCUCUUGCAACAACAACUUUUCAAACAAGCUUUAAAUAGAAAGAAUCUCACAGCGAAGGAAACAAGUGGUGCUAGAAAGUCCAAGUCUCAUGGUAACUUUCAAGCACCGAAUCUCACGCAAUAUCAAUUCGUCGGUAGCCAACAAGUUUGUUCCUCAGCCGCUUGGAUGCCACCGGAAGAAAAGUGCGAGGUACAGAUGGAGUGGAAAGUUAAACGAAGAGCCGAUGGUACCAGGUACAUCGCUAGACGACCCGUUAGAAAUCGACUUCUCAGGAAUAGGGCUCUUAAAAUAUCGGAGGAACGUGCUGGACAUACGACGGAGGAUGAAACCAUGUCCGAGAUGAAGGUUGGCAGAUAUUGGACGAAAGAGGAACGCAAAAGGCAAUUGGAAAGAGCGCGAGAACGUAAGCAACGACAGCAAGAACUGAUGCUGCAACAACAACAACAGCAGCAGCAAUUACAGUUGCAACACAGUAACGAUCUUUUAAUAUGCGAAUAUAACGAGGAUAAAAUAACUAAGAAACCAUUGAACAUCGUCGAAUUGAGUCACAAAAAGAUGGCACGCAAAAAGACUACUUUAGACGACUUUACUACGGUACAGGAGAUGUUGGUUCAUGGAAACAGAGUCGGUGCAAGUGGACCCGGUACUGGUGGCAAAUUAAUGGGAUUAUUAUCAGUUACCACGGUGUAAUUGCUUCUUCUUUUUAAAAACUAGAUUGUUCGCAUGAAUUGUGCAAUAAACCUAUGUGCGCGCAUAAAGAUGUAUAUCUAUGAAAGAAAAUUUUUUACAGAUAUAGAAAAUCAAACUAAUUCAUCAAAAUGACGUAUUACGAUGAUAUCGUUUGUUUUAUCAUCGUCUUUCUUACCUUUAUUUUUCAAUUUUCGUUUGUUAAAGAUAAAUUCAAAUUUUUCAGAUAUAUAUAAUACGAUCCAACUGCCCUAAGAAGUAUAUGUGUAAUCUGAAAGAAAAAAUAUUGAACACAUAACUUUAAUAUAUAUCUCUUACUAAAUUAUCUUCUAAUUUUCAUAUAUAUAUAUAUAUAUAUAUAUGAAACGAUCUAUCAUGAUUAAUGGUUUUCUUUAAAAUUACACGCCUAAUAAUGUCGUUGAGAUAUGAUUGAUAUGUCUCUUUGUACGAUAAAGAUUAUAAUAAAGUGUGAUCGAUGUUCGUAGAUGAAAAAGCGUUAAAGUGUGAUAACUAACGAGGAAGUAUGAAAAAGAAAGAGCGUAGAAUCGUACCAAAAUGAUGAAUAGAAAUCAAAGAAAGAAAAGCAAGAAAAAAAGGAAAAAAGAAAAGAAAAAAAAAAAAAGAAAAAAAAGUAAAAAGAAAAAAUUCGUAAUCAUCUCACUGGAAGUGUACUUUGCGAAGUUUUGCUUAAUGAUUUAACUGAUCUUGAAAUGAUUUAACGUAAAUCUUGUAAAUAUAAAUAGUUGUACGUUGAUAUUUCUAGAUCGAUUUUUCACAACUUAAUGAAAUUUUAAGUAUAAACCUGUAGAUAUGUAUUAUACACGUAUUAAACGUAUGCCGAUACGAUGCUGCUGGGGCUUGGUUCUUCUCAAAAACAAAUUCCAUGUGGUAAUUUGUUAUUUUGUUUUUUUUGUUUUUUUUUGUUUUUUUUUUUUGUUAACUCAAAACAAGCCAUUGUAUAUUUACUCGACGUUGUGCAUUGUUAUAAUCGGAGAUUAUAUAUAAUAUAAUAUAUAUUGUGGGACAUUAAAACAAUUUCUCCGCUUAUUCUCGUGAGAAUCUCAAAGGAAAUUUAUAUUUCUCGUGAGAUUUCGUAAGAAAUAAUGAUUCUUCGCAAAAACGUGUACAAUCUCUAAUUUUUUAUACGUGUGUACAUUAAUGCACAUAAUGUACAUUUGCUCUAUGAAUUAUCUUCCGUUUAAGAUUAUUUUCGACUGAUACGUACGUAUGUAUCUAUGAAUGUAUGUAUGUAUGUAUGUAUGUAUGUAUGUAUGUAUGUAUGUAUGUAUGUAUGCAUGUAUGUAUGUAUGUAUAUAUGUAUGCAUGUAUGUAUGUAU